This is a messenger RNA of Penicillium macrosclerotiorum, 1725 nucleotides long. RefSeq names its product flavin monoamine oxidase family protein. Lineage: Eukaryota; Fungi; Ascomycota; Eurotiomycetes; Eurotiales; Aspergillaceae. The transcript has 3 exons. Gene Ontology annotation, molecular function: oxidoreductase activity. The record is from RefSeq and is a predicted model, not a curated record. Bases 1 to 1725 code for a protein of 574 amino acids.
AUGGAAGCCAAAGCUCAUUCAAAAGACGGCUAUACCAAGCCUGGUCAGGCCUCCUGGAUUGAACAGGAUCUUUCCUAUUGCUCUUGCGACUUCAGGUCAUCAAUUCAAAAGCGGGCUUUGAUAACGGGUUUCAGUGAACUAAACCAAGCAAAAGAUAAAAUCAUCCAUGUAGGAGUUAUUGGGGCGGGUUUAGCAGGUUUGCGAUGUGCAGAGAUUUUGAUCGAACAUGGCAUCAAUGUUACGGUAAUAGAAGCCCGAGAUAGACUCGGUGGACGUUCAAGGGGUCCUAAUUGGAUUCAUGGAACACUAGACAACCCUAUUCUGAAUCUCGCGAAGCGAACUGGAACAGUACUUGCCACGGUGGAAGACAAUCCAUGCGUCUUCGAUCAGUAUGGAGAAGUCAUGAGUCACGAUAAAGCCAACGAAAUUUCAGAUCUAGUUUGGGACAUAAUUAAAGAAGCUUUCCAACACAGUAAUGAAAACAGUUUGAAUAUUUCACCGGAAAGCAGUCUGAAAGACUUUUUCAUGAAACAAGUUGUGAGAAAAGGGUUGGCUGAAGAGGAUCAGACUUUGGUCUUACAAAUGGCAGAGAUGUGGGGAGCGUUCAUAGGUGAUCCGUUAGAACUGCAAAGUCUGAAAUACUUCUGGCUGGAAGAAUGCCUUGAUGGCGGUGAGUACAUUGUUAUAUGGCCCCUGGCAGCUCUUUUGUUAGGCAAAAUCUUGCAUGCUGUAGCUGACAAGGUGCUAAAACGUGCGGAAAUGCUGCUGCGCAACAAAGUAGUAAGUAUUGAAAAUGCCGAUAGUAUAGAAGGACAUCAGAAAGUCUGCGUAAAAACAGACCUUGGUCAUGCAUUGGAAUUCGACGAGGUCGUCGUCACAAUCCCUCUUGGAGCGCUAAAGCAUGGAAAUACAAAAUUUUCUCCCGCUCUCUCUCCAGAAAUUACUCGUGCCAUCCAAAAUACAUCAUAUAGUCGAUUAGAAAAGGUCUAUAUUAUGUUCCCAAAAGCUUUUUGGGAAACGUCCUCUUCAUCAGCGACAGGAAAAUCGCAUUCAUCAACUAAAUCCACCACAGGAUUCAAAUCAUUCGCCCACUUUUUGCAUCCGACUUAUUCGCCCGAGAAUAACCCUGAGUCAUGGACUCUUGAAUUGAACUCGCUCUCUUCUCCGCAAAUUUUUGGCAGCUACGCCCAACCAACCCUUCUUUUCGGUAUAUAUGGAGGUUGUGCUAAUCACAUAACAUCUCUUAUUACACCGCUCUCUUCAGAUUCAUUGGAAUACUUUCAGGUUAUCGACGACUUUUUCCGUCCUUACUAUGCCUUGUUGCCAAACUAUAGUCCUGAUAAUCCUGACUGCCGCCCCAGAGCUGUGCUUGCAACAAACUGGCAGAACGAUGAACUAGCGGGAUAUGGUUCAUACAUGAAUUUCAAAACAAGUGAGAAGCCUAAGGAAGGGACACCGGACAUCGGAUUAGAUGAAGACAUUAGGGUUCUGAGAAAAGGAAUGCCGGAGAGAGGAAUUUGGUUUGCUGGUGAUCACACUGCGCCAUUUGUUGCGCUUGGCACUCUAACAGGAGCCUACUGGAGUGGUGAGUCCGUGGGAAUGAGGAUCUCACGAGCGUAUGGAAGAACUCCAGGCUCUUCUGGAGGGGAGCCCAUUCUGAGCAAUAGUGGAGACAAUAAAACCAGCGCCAAUGUUAGGAAUGGCGGUGGGAGAGUUUGUGUGUGA